UCAUCCACGAUGCCCAACUCUCCCCAUCUACCGCCAGCACCAACAGGCCACAAGAUUAUGCACUCUUCCAACACUCCAUACGCCGACAGCGAAGAAACCACACCACACACCGCAACACAUACCAUUGAACAGAGCGACGGUCCAGAGGUACCUCUAAUCCAGACGAAACCCAGAAAAUCACCAUUUGGCUCCCUUCUUUCUCGAACUCUACCACAAUAUUCUGGCGAGUACGCCGUGGGUGUCUGCGAUGUCGAGGUACCCACCGCCCGUCAGACAUUUGGAAACUUCAAACAUAAAAGCAUGCCGGACGCUGCUGCUGGCCUCGCCAUGGACAGCGUGUUGUUUACGCUAUUUUACCCCAUUGAACAGCCGAAGAAACCGAAUCCUGUAGUCUGGUUUCCGAGUCUGAAGCAAACCAUAGACGGCUUUCUUAAGAUGGCCCAUCGAACACCUAAUAUUUGGUACCGGAUGAUAUCCUACCCCUUGGCUGCCGCAACCGUCUGGGGAACAACCUUCCCCGCCCAAGCUAAUGCCCCCUUACUGACGCCACCGAAGAAACUGGGCAAGUGGCCCGUCAUGAUCUUCAGCCACGGUGUUGGUUGCUCUCGUUUAAUGUACUCCGCCUUCUGUGGCGAGAUGGCCAGCAGAGGUUACAUCGUGGCUGCCCUGGAACAUAGAGACGGAACGAGUCCCAGUUCGAAGAUUACGAGCGAGGACGGCGAGGAGCGGAUGUUGCAUUGGUUAGAAUGGACAGAUUUGGAGUGGCCUGAUUUGGACCCACAACCAGCAGACGAUACAACGGUGCGACAUGAACAAAUCAAGCUCCGUUGCGCCGAAGUUGAAGAAACAAUCAAAGCAAUACGAUCACUCACGUCGUCUAAUUCCCCACUCUCCGAGGAAGAGCUCACUGCAGCCAUCGAGGCCGAAGCCAAGGACCCCGCGUCAGGAUCAGCGAAGGAGGGACAUCCGCAGACAGAUAUGGCUGCAAGGGUAGCGGCACAGCAGACAGUCUGUGAUACGACGAAUUUGAUGUUAUUGGGUUUGAGGGCGCCGGAAAAUAUGGACUGGAGACUUUGGGAAGGAAAUGUGGAUGCGGAUGAGCCGGUUAUGGCGGGCCAUUCAUUGGGUGGUGCGGUCGCGAUGGAGAUGUCGUCGCGGAACGAGAUCCCCUUUAAAGCCAUUGUUGCGAUGGAUCCUGCAGUCCAACGUUGUGAGCCCUGGACAGGCACCCUUCCUCAUCCCCUUCUCUGCGUGAACUCCGAAGAAUUCAGUGUCGGGAAGGAAUAUGCUAUCUGGAACUCGCAGAUGAAAGAUACUAUCGAGCACAGCGUCAAGCCGAUGUCUUCUGUGUUCACGAUUCCCGGUGCUACUCAUCCCUCUUUCUCGGACAUCUUCCUCAUCCUCCCUGAAAAGGUCAACCGCCUCACAGGCCUCAAGGUCGACGCACACACCGUGCUCGAUCUCUGCAUCGGAGCCGUCUGGGACUUUGUCCGCGGCAUGUCGCAAGCCACGCGCAUGCGUGCCACGGAGUACACGCCCGCUCCGCCGCGCAGCUCGCGAAAGUCGAGUUCAGCGACGAUCGCCAGUCUUGCGAGCGCGACGGGCGGUAAAGGAAAGAGUGUCAAUUCUUCGACUGGCGGUGGAAACGGGAGUGUGGAGGGGAGUCCGAAUUUGAGUGUUGGAGGGAAGAGUGCGAAACAUGGGAAUGGGGGUGAGAGCAGUAAGGAGAAAGAGAAACAGAAAGUUAAAAUCGAACAUGAGAAGGAGAAAGAGAAGGAUGCGCAGGGGUUGCCGAGGAAGCCUGUCGGGAAAAUUGGGCAGUUGAUUCAUCAUCCUUUCUGAAUACUCGUGAUUCUACAUGUUCGCCACAUAGCCUGCAUUGCGUCCAAUCCAUGCUAUCCCCCUCUCUCAUUGUAUAAUCUCUAGCAUCGCAUACUA
This is a messenger RNA of Stereum hirsutum FP-91666 SS1, 1938 nucleotides long. RefSeq lists its product as uncharacterized. The record is from RefSeq and is a predicted model, not a curated record. Gene Ontology annotation, molecular function: 1-alkyl-2-acetylglycerophosphocholine esterase activity. Lineage: Eukaryota; Fungi; Basidiomycota; Agaricomycetes; Russulales; Stereaceae. The transcript has 7 exons. Bases 10 to 1842 code for a protein of 610 amino acids.